This is a messenger RNA of Rotaria sp. Silwood2, 4188 nucleotides long. NCBI's taxonomy places the organism in Eukaryota, Metazoa, Rotifera, Eurotatoria, Philodinida, Philodinidae. The record is from the annotation of a GenBank genome assembly.
AUGUAUAAUGGAUAUUCAUCAUAUGAUAGCGAAAUUCAGCGACAUACAAUAUGUAAUUCACCUUUAUCGACUAGUAUACCAUCAACAGUUGCUGAGAAAAUUGCUAUGCCUUAUUUAACACAUAUAUACGAAUUAAUAAUAAGUAAUCGACCAUUUUCAGUAACAACCGAUAAAGAUUUUAAAUGGACACUUGAAAUAUUUGCAUUUGGUUUUACAUGUGAAGAAAGUUCAAUAUAUCAAUUAUGUGCAAAUGUUUAUGUUGAAUGGCUUAAAGUAUUUGAAAUAACAUCAGCAAAUUCAAAUUCAAUACCACCUAUUUUACGUGAAAAAAUUGAAUUUUAUUGGUCGCAAAUGUUUUGGCAUCUUUAUCAUUUAUUUGUGAUACAUGAUGAAAAAACAGCAGAUUUAUUAACAAAAAGAAUGUAUACCCAUAAAGUUCUACGUCAGUUACAAAUAAUGAUUAGUCAAACAGAAUUAAAUUUUGAUUUAUGGCAUAUUUUACUUCAAGUAUUUUUAGCUAUUGGUGAUACAGUACUAUCUCCACCGUAUCGAACAAAUGAAGAAUGUAGUGCUGUUAUGAGCCACCGUCUUGUACCUUCAAUUUAUCAAGUUUUUAUGGCAGCAAUUGAUAAAAUACAUAUUCCGCCAGGAUUAUGGCGAACAUUUCGAGAUUAUGCUCAAACAUGGCGUCACCAUUGGGCUCAACUUACUUGUGUUCUUACAUCAACAGUUGUACAUAAAUUAUGGUGGCCAGAUUUAAUACCAUUGCAAUAUAUUUGUACAGAAACUGAUCAAAGUGAAUAUACACAAAAAAUAAUUGAUUCUUUACCAUUAGACAAACUUGUUAUAACAUGGAUACAAUUUUUAACUAUUCUACAAAAUCCAUCAGAAUGUGGUGAUAUAUCAGUUUUUCUUCGUAUGCCACAAUAUUCUAGUCAAUUGCAAUCUAAUACAAAUUUAAAAUUAAAAGAUUUUACAUCAUUACACGAAUUACCACGAAUAUUUGUUAAUGUAACUAAAGCAAUUGGAAUGUUUAUUGAUAUAUGGUUAGAUAUUGAUCCAUCUUGUUUAUAUAGUCCAAAACCUUCAAAUACUUCAAUAGUAACAACUAAUGAUAAUAUCUCAUCAACACAAAAUAAUCAACAAUCAUCACGUCCUAGUGUUCAGCCACUUCGUGGUACUCCAUCAAAUAGUCAACAACCAUCAAUACCUGCAACAUUAAAAUCUAGUAAAUCACAAAUUGAUAAUCGAAAAAUCAAUUUACCUUCUAGUCAAAGUUUAUCAACAAUAAAUCCAUUAACCAUUUCACCCAAUCUAUCAGAUAAAAUCGUAUCAAAAACUUCUCGACUUAAUCAUCCAACUGUAAAUAGUCUUAUACAUUUAUAUGGUUCAUGGAUAUUAGAUUGUUGUUUAUUACAAAUAAAAGAUCGUUAUUCACGUUCAUCAAUAAAUGAUUCUUCUCGAGCAAAUGAAACGGAGAAGACGAUAGAUGCUCAGAGUGAACGUUUUAUGGAUGAAGCUGUUGCUAAAUCAUUUGCAACAAUAUGUACAAUAUUUACUAGUGCACAAUGUGAUGAAGUUAUUCAUCCAGAAUAUUUAAGUAGAUUUUAUUAUGUUUUACAACAAGGUCUUCGAUUUUAUCAAGGAGAUGAACAACGUUCUCAAACAAUUAUUGAAUCGAUAUUAUUAAAUAGUGGAGAUUUAUUUCGAAUUAAUUUACGUGGUAUUAAUAUACUUAUUCCACUUUAUUUGGAUGCUAUUGAUUACUAUCUUCAAAUUGAUCUUCAAUCUUAUAUGAAUAGUAAUAUUAGUAUGACAAAAGGAGUAAAUAAUACUGGAGUAAUUCGUGAUCGUUUUAUUCGUAUUCGUUUAAAAUCUAUUCAAAUACUUAUGUCAAUUGUUAGUUUACCAUUUCAUUAUGAACAUCUUGAACAACAUUUAUUUGAAGAUUAUUUGGAAAAAUCACAUGAUGUACAAACAACAACAAAAAAAACAUUUUUAGAAUUUCGUUUAAGAAUAUUUCCAUUAUUAUUAGGUGCUUUACAAACAGAACAAGAUAUUGUUAAUGCACAAUCUCUUUUUGGUGUUAUUCGAUUAGCAUGUUCAUUAGCUGCUCACUAUGAACGACAGCAAGAACAAACCUAUGCUGUUAUUAGGCAAGAUCCAGCUGCUGAGUAUCUGAGUCAUGCAGUCAUUUUAAUUUGUGAUAAAGGUACAAAUGAUUCUCAAUUAUUCUUAGCUGCACUCGAUACUUUGAUCUCAAUUGUAACUGAUCCUAUAUGUCAAUUACCUAUUGAUAUAUGGAAAAAUGUUCUUAAACGUUUAUGUACUUUUAUUGAUAUUCAAUUACAUCGAAGUCCUAAAGAUCAUACACGUGAAAUGCAUUCAACAUGUGUUGCUACAUAUAAUACACUAAUAACCUUAAUUAUUGAACGACCAAUAUUACUUGAUGAUUAUGAGAAUUUAUUUAAAUUAUGUGAAAUUAUUGAAUUAGGUAUAUCAGGUGAAAAAGCACAGUCAUUUGAUGGACUUGUUUUUAAAAAAGACAAAGAAUUUCAUCCAGCAUCACAACGUGUUGCUGAAGCUGCACAAUAUUUAAUGUUCGUUCUUUUUGAGCACAAAGCGGUAUUACAUUUAAAAAAUGAUAUAUGUCGAAAUUGGUUAGAUGAAUCAACAUUUGAAAAUUUAAUGACUUCGUCAUCAUUUAAAUAUUUUGCAAUUAAUGGAAAUACUUUAUUUGCUAUGAAGGAAUUACCACACAAUGUUAAUAAUGGAAUGCCAGCAAUAAUCCUUUUAUGUCGUGGAUUAUUCGGUAAAAAUGUUUGGACAUUAAAUUUUCGUCAUGAUCCUAUAUUAAAUCCACCAAUACAAAUACAUAAAUCAAAUGAACGAAUAAUGAAUGAAAAUGAAAAAGCUCCUUCACCAAGAAUCACCCACGUCAAUAAUGAUCAAAAAGAUAAACUUCUUACAACACAUGGAACAAAAAAUGAACGAACAAAAAGUGAAUUAAGUAUUCCAACAUUAAGUUCAAUUAUUAAGCGUGAUGAAGAAAAAUUAAAUUUAUUUCGUGCAUUAAAAGUAAAGCAAAUUCCUAUUGAAGAACAAGCUAUUCAACGUGCUCAUAUUUCGGAUGAAAAAUUAUUCUCAGAAUGCAAACCACCUGAACGUCAAAAACAUUUUGAAAGCAUUCGUUUAUUUUUAUCCCAUUAUGGAUUUUGUUCAUUAGAUUCGAUGGAUUUCCUUAUGAAUGCAAAACAAUGGAAUGACUCUAAAUCAUUUAAUCGUUUUCAAUCACAAAUUCAAUUACUUGAUUCCAAUGCAGAAAAUUUUAUGGAUGAUAUAAAAAACCUUGAUAAAAUAUCGCCAACACUUUAUUGUACAGGACAAAUUUAUUAUUUAAAAAAAAAUCAAAAUACACUUUUAGAAUCAUUUUCAAAUUUGAAAACACUAGAACAAUUAAAUCCAGCUUUCUUAAAAAUGGUUUCACAAUUUGGUUCUGUUGUUGAAGUUAAGCAUCAUUGUGGUUGGACAGGAAAUGUAGAAACAAGUUGGAAAACAGUUUCUCUGACUCAAUCAAAUACAUAUUCAAAGACGAAAACAUUUGCUGAUAUUAAUGGUCAUGACAGUAUUUUAUAUUGGGCGGAUUUAACAACAGAAAUGGCCUUUUAUUUACCACAUCAUUUUUCUAUGGAUAAUCAAAGUUCUGAAAUGCGAAUAUUAAUUGUUUGGCUGGAAGACUUUCAUGAUGACCUAGAUUCAGUUUUACCAGAACAAUCAUCAAAGCUUCGAGAUAUUUCUAUAAUUGGCAUACAUCCCUUGAAAAAUCAUUUAUUUCGAAUUUCACUUAAUUCAACUGCUCAACGCAUACAAUCAGCAUGUGCUAGUAUUCCAUUAAUUGAUGGAAUGGUUCUACCUAUUCAUAUUUUAUCAUUUUUUCUUCGACAAUCUGUACAUAGUUUAAGUCGUCGAAAACGAUUAGAAGAUAGUCAAAGUUCUCAAACUGCGUAUUCAUUACGAAAAACUCGAAUAACAAAAAUAAUUGAAAAAUAUCAAAAUCGAACAGAUAAUCUUGAUGAAUUCUUUCAAAAUAUAUUCUUUUUAUCAACGCCGACAACAAAAACAACAAAACAAACAACUCAUGCUGAAUCAACAACACAAUCGAAUUCAAUAAUAAAUGUGCAAUCAUAA